AUGUAUUUGUUGACUAUUGAUGCCUACUCUCGUUGGCCUGAGGUUAUGGAGAUGAGUCGAAUUGAUUCUAAAUCUACGAUUUCGAAAUUGCGUGAAAUUUUUGCCAGGUUUGGUAUUCCGAAGGUUAUUUUUUCUGAUAAUGGAAAACAGUUCACUUCGGAAGAAUUUCAAACUUUUUGCAAAAUUAAUGGUAUUAUUCACAGAACUUCAGCUCCUUAUCAUCCUUCGACCAAUGGUUUAGCAGAGAAUGCAGUCGGAAGUUUCAAGAGGGGAAUUUCGAAGGCUAUUUUCGAAAAGGAUGUUUCAGCGAUGGAUUUACACACCUGUAUUUCGAGAUACCUUUUUUAUUAUCGAAAUGCACCUCAUUGUUCUACUGGGGAAUCGCCAGCGAAGAGAUUUCUAGGCAGAGAACUCCGAAAUCGGCUCGAUUUGUUAAGAGCUAGAAAAACGGAAUCUUCAUCGGAGAAACAAGUUCAAUUUUUUAAGGGACACCGAGAUGUUUCAUUUUCCGAGGGAGAAAAGGUUCUUAUUCGAAAUUAUAAGAAUCCAUUAAAGCCUACUUGGUCUCCAGCUGUUAUUCAGAGGGUUUUAGGAGAAAGGACAUAUAUUUGCAACCCUGAUCCUUCAGACCCAGAUUUCAAGGUCAAGAGACACACCGAUCAGAUUAUUAGUUCUGGUACUCGGGAGUCUAGAAAGUCCAUUUUGCAGGUUCCUGUGGAAACUCAGCGUGAUAGUGCGGAAAUUUCGAGUGAUUCUUUACUCGAGCCUUUACCAAGUGAAAUUGUUUCAUCGAGUGAAAACAAGGACUUUAAUUCUUUGAAUGGUAAAACCGCGAGUGAUGGACUUUUGACAUCGAAUGAAAAACAAAAACUUUAUUCGCCGGUCAGUGUAAAUGAAAGACGUUCAGUGAACUUUAAAAAUAAAGUUUCUUCGCCAUUGAUUAACAGUCGACCAAAGAGAUUUAUUAAACCUGUUAAUCGAUUGAAUUUAUGA
Molecule: messenger RNA, 993 nt
Organism: Leptopilina boulardi
Lineage: Eukaryota; Metazoa; Arthropoda; Insecta; Hymenoptera; Figitidae
Exons: 1
Coding region: 1-993 (330 amino acids)
Biological process (GO): DNA integration
Molecular function (GO): nucleic acid binding
Source: RefSeq, a predicted model, not a curated record